This is a messenger RNA of Pseudoliparis swirei, 6974 nucleotides long. It is a transcript of the gene atp2b1a, whose product is annotated as ATPase plasma membrane Ca2+ transporting 1a. The coding region runs from base 401 to 4204 and encodes 1267 amino acids. Gene Ontology annotation, cellular component: intracellular membrane-bounded organelle; membrane. Gene Ontology annotation, molecular function: ATP hydrolysis activity; ATP binding; P-type calcium transporter activity. The record is from RefSeq and is a predicted model, not a curated record. Gene Ontology annotation, biological process: calcium ion transmembrane transport; regulation of cytosolic calcium ion concentration. The transcript is spliced from 22 exons. NCBI's taxonomy places the organism in Eukaryota, Metazoa, Chordata, Actinopteri, Perciformes, Liparidae.
UGUACCUCAGAUCAGGGGAGAGAGUCUCGUCUCUGAGACUGAGGGGGAGUUACAGAGGGAAAGGGACCCGGGGUGCUCUUCAGAGAACGGAAUCUGCAUUCAUGGUGAUCUCCGCCUCUGUGGGUGAUCCUCGGUCACCAUGAAAGACUAGGAACUCAGCUUUCCAAGGGAAAUGGCUUAUUUUGUAAUAUCCCUGCCCCGCUACCUGCCGUGUGACUCCAGCUUCCUCUGAAGAACCUGUCAGCUGUUUAUGGGAACUACCACUGCGUUUGCUCUCUUGAGGAUUUAAGCUUUUCCAGGACAACACUUUUUUUUUUUCCUCCUUCUUCUUCUUCUUUUUUUUUACUCCCACUGUUGAACCAAAGCAGCAGCACUUUUAGAGAGGAGAGGCGGCGAGACAAUGGCGAAGAACUCGUACAGCGGGGUGAAGAACUCCAUGGCGGAGGCCAACCACGAUGGAGAGUUUGGCUGCACGCUCACUGAACUACGCGCCCUUAUGGAACUGAGAGGCCCGGAGGCGAUAGGCAAAAUUGCGGAUUCGUAUGAGGAUACUCAAGGACUCUGCCGCCGGUUAAAAACAUCACCUACAGAUGGUCUAAGUGGACAGCCUGGAGAUAUUGAGAAGCGGAAAACAGUGUUUGGGGAAAAUAUAAUACCGCCCAAAAAGGCCAAAACUUUCUUACAGUUAGUGUGGGAGGCGCUACAAGAUGUCACACUGAUUAUCCUAGAAGUGGCAGCAAUACUUUCACUAGGACUUUCUUUUUAUAGACCCCCAGAUGCCGAAAGAGAACACUGUGGAAGGGCAGCUGGCGGUGCGGAGGAUGAAAAUGAGUCAGAAGCAGGAUGGAUCGAGGGCGUCGCCAUUCUUCUGUCGGUCGUCUGCGUGGUGCUGGUGACGGCGUUCAACGACUGGAGUAAAGAGAAGCAGUUCCGGGGCCUACAGAGCCGCAUCGAGCAGGAGCAGAAGUUUACCGUCGUCCGUGCAGGACAAGUUAUCCAAAUCCCCGUGGCUGAGAUCGUAGUCGGCGACGUCGCACAAGUAAAAUAUGGUGACCUUUUGCCCACUGACGGAGUCCUGAUCCAAGGCAACGAUCUUAAGAUCGAUGAGAGCUCACUCACGGGGGAGUCGGACCUUGUCAAGAAAACGCAACAAAAAGAUCCCAUGCUGUUAUCCGGCACCCAUGUGAUGGAAGGCUCAGGGAAAAUGUUGGUCACUGCUGUGGGUGUCAACUCUCAAACUGGAAUUAUAUUUACUUUACUUGGGACCGCUGAGAAUGAUGAUGAAGAGGAAAAGAAAAAGAAGGAGAAGAAGAAACAGAGAAAAAUCAAGAAGCAGGAAGGAUCUGUGGAAAAUCGUAAGAAAGCUAAAGCACAGGACGGCGCUGCGAUGGAAAUGCAGCCGCUGAACGGUGAUGAGGAGAAGAAGAAAACUGGCCCGCCAAAGAAAGAGAAGUCUGUCCUCCAGGGCAAACUGACCAAACUAGCCGUACAGAUUGGCAAAGCGGGACUGUUGAUGUCUGCCAUCACUGUCAUUAUCCUGGUGGUGCUAUUUGCAGUAGACACCUUCUGGAUCCAGAAUCUGCCCUGGGUCAAGGACUGCACUCCCAUUUACAUUCAGUUCUUUGUGAAAUUCUUCAUCAUUGGCGUCACUGUUCUGGUGGUGGCUGUUCCCGAAGGCCUCCCACUGGCUGUCACAAUCUCCCUGGCAUACUCCGUUAAGAAAAUGAUGAAAGACAACAACCUGGUGCGUCACUUGGAUGCCUGUGAGACGAUGGGCAACGCGACGGCCAUCUGCUCUGACAAGACGGGUACGCUCACCACGAACCGCAUGACCGUGGUGCAGGUCUUCAUCGCGGAAAAGCACUACAAGACGGUCCCUGAACCAGAAAACAUCCCCGCCUCCAUUUUAGACAUCCUGAUUCUGGGUAUCGCAGUCAAUUGCGCCUACACUACUAAGAUCAUGUCUCCAGAGAAAGAAGGGGGCCUGCCGCGGCAAGUGGGCAACAAGACGGAAUGUGCCUUGCUCGGCUUUUCAACCGCCCUGAAGCACGACUACCAGGCCAUACGCAACGAGAUCCCCGAAGAGAAACUGCACAAAGUCUACACCUUCAACUCGGUCCGCAAGUCGAUGAGCACCGUGUUGAAGUUGGCUGAUGGCAGCUACCGUAUGUUCAGCAAAGGGGCCUCAGAAAUUCUCCUGAAAAAGUGCUUUAAAAUCCUGAUGGCAAAUGGUGAAGCCAAGGUCUUCCGCCCUCGAGACAGAGAUGACAUUGUUAAGAAAGUGAUCGAGCCCAUGGCCUCAGAGGGUCUGAGGACCAUCUGCCUCGCAUACAGAGAUUUCCCUGUCUCUGAGGGGGAGCCUGACUGGGACAAUGAAAAUGAUAUCCUCUCUGGACUGACCUGCCUCUGUGUGGUGGGCAUUGAAGACCCCGUAAGACCCGAGGUCCCAGACGCCAUCAAGCAAUGCCAGCGCGCUGGUAUCACAGUGCGGAUGGUGACUGGGGACAACAUCAACACGGCACGAGCCAUCGCCAGCAAGUGUGGCAUCCUACUGCCUGGAGAUGACUUCAUCUGCCUGGAGGGCAAAGAGUUCAACCGGAGGAUACGCAACGAAAAGGGAGAGAUUGAACAAGAGCGCAUUGACAAGAUUUGGCCCAAACUACGAGUACUGGCUCGCUCUUCCCCCACAGACAAACACACCUUAGUGAAAGGUAUUAUUGACAGCACAGUGAUAGAACAAAGGCAAGUAGUAGCAGUGACAGGAGAUGGGACUAAUGAUGGGCCUGCCUUGAAGAAAGCUGAUGUUGGCUUUGCGAUGGGUAUUGCCGGCACUGACGUAGCCAAGGAGGCAUCCGACAUCAUCCUGACCGACGACAAUUUCUCCAGCAUCGUCAAGGCCGUCAUGUGGGGACGCAACGUCUACGACAGCAUCUCCAAGUUCCUUCAGUUUCAGCUAACUGUCAAUGUUGUGGCCGUCAUCGUAGCAUUUACAGGAGCCUGCAUCACACAGGACUCUCCGCUGAAAGCAGUGCAGAUGUUAUGGGUCAACCUCAUCAUGGACACCUUUGCGUCACUCGCCCUGGCCACAGAGCCCCCGACAGAAGCCCUGCUGCUCAGGAAGCCAUAUGGCCGCAACAAGCCUCUCAUCUCUCGCACCAUGAUGAAGAACAUUUUGGGUCAGGGAGUGUUCCAGCUCGUCAUCAUCUUCACUCUGCUCUUCGCGGGAGAGAGGAUUUUUGAUAUAGACAGCGGCAGAAAUACACCCCUCCAUGCCCCGCCUACUGAACACUACACCAUCGUCUUCAAUACCUUCGUGCUGAUGCAGCUUUUCAACGAGAUCAACGCUCGCAAGAUCCACGGCGAAAGGAAUGUCUUUGAAGGCAUCUUCAACAACCUCAUCUUCUGUAGUAUUGUUUUUGGUACCUUCAUUAUCCAGAUCGUCAUAGUGCAGUUUGGUGGGAAGCCGUUCAGCUGCGUGGCUCUGUCCAUAGACCAGUGGCUAUGGUGCACUUUCUUAGGCUUUGGCUCUCUACUAUGGGGACAGGUAAUCUCUACGAUACCCACCAGCCGCUUAAAAUUCUUGAAAUCGGCAGGCCACGGCACCCAAAAAGAGGAGAUCCCAGACGAGGAGCUGGAUGAGCUAGAAGACAACGAGGAGAUCGACCACGCGGAACGGGAGCUUCGCCGAGGCCAGAUCCUCUGGUUCCGAGGCCUCAAUCGCAUCCAGACUCAGAUGGAUGUAGUGAGUGCGUUCCAGAGUGGAGCUUCCUUUCAGGGGGCUGUCAGGCGGCAGGCCUCCAACUCCAGCCAACAGCAGCACGAUAUCCGGGUGGUGAAUGCAUUCCGCAGCUCCGUCUCCCUCUAUGAGGGGAUGGAGAAGCCCGAGUCGCGAUCAUCGAUCCACAACUUCAUGAACCACCCGGAGUUUCGGAUAGAGGACUCCGAGCCCAAUAUUCCCCUCAUAGACGACACCGACGCCGAGGACGACGCUCCCACCAAGCGCAACUCCGGCAGCCCCCGCAACGCCACGCCCACGCCGCCCUCGCCCACCACCGGCGCCCCCCCCACCGCGCCCAUCUCUCCCUCCCUAAACCAGAACAAUAACGCUGUGGAGAGCAGCAACCACCUCCUCCCAGAGGGGCCCAAAUCAGGAACCCCCUCGGCCCCGGGGAGCCCCCUACACAGCCUGGAGACCUCCCUUUGAUCUGACCCCCCCAGACCACCACCACUUUUCUACCCGCCACCAAGGAGCUCAACUCAAACGAAGGAACACUUGGAGGAGAGACGGAGGGCGAGGCGGAGGGCGGAGUCUCGUGAGCUCGGCGUGGGCCGGACUAAAAGAGCAGCAAACAUUCAGAGGGAUGUGCGGCUGGGUGUGGAUGCUUUGGUCUUCUUUUCUUUUUUGGUUCUUAUUCAUACCCCACUGCACCACAAGGACUCGGUCUCCACCCCUCCCUCCUUGGUAACUUUUUGUUUUUCUCGGUAAACAAGGGGCGAUUUUAAACUCGGAUUGAAAGUGACCUGUUUUUAUUAUUCUAUUAAUAUUAUUAUUAUUAUUUUAAUUGAGAAGGGGGAGGUCCUCCUCCCGGCUUGAAGACCGUCUGUAAGAAUUCUGAAAGAACCUUUUCGCUUCUCUUUUAUCUGAAUGGUGUUGUAUAUUUAUCUCUUUGGCCCUUGCUCAUUCAAAACUUAUUUCUGCUCCAUUGGCUGUUAAUAUUUUGAGUUAUUUAUGUUUUUGGAAAACGCAGGUCUGUUUACAAAGUUUGUAGAUACUUUUUUUCAGUUUGUAGGCAAAAGAGCUUCCUGAUGUAUGAUGCAGAAAACUGGGACAAAAUUUAAAUAAAAAAAUGAAUGAGAGGAUUAUUUCAGAUACUGCUGUAUUUUCAGGAGAAAAGGGUGUUUCUAUUGAAACUUAACUAUUUUUGCCUGCAAGUUUUAAUUGUUAUAUAUUUGUAGAUAAAUGUAGAACCUUCUAGCCAAACCGAUAAACACUAAGGCUUGUAUAGAAAAGAGGUCCACCAGGGGAGGUGUCGUCACGGGAGACGGGACGGGAAAGACAUCUCGGGCCUCUGUCCACUAACAUUGCUAUAAAUAUUUACUUCCAUUUCUUCGAUAGUUUUCAUGUGCACAAAAACCUUCUGGAGUUCUGGAUUCUCUUUUCAUUCAUUUUGUUGUGUUCAAAGAUUUCCACGUGUUGAAAGGUUCACUAAUUAAAAGGGAGUUAAGAAUACACCUGGGCCCGUAUUUAGCAAGCAUCGCAGACUGACGCCUCGAAUCAAGCUGAACAAAGUCUUACCUCGGAGUUGGACGAAGCCUCCCACAGUCGCCGUCAGCGGGAAGGAGAAGUCGAGUUUUGUGCUUUUAGUUAUUAGUCACAUUCAAAAGAGGCCGAUGGAGAUGAUCUGAUGCAGGGAACACGAGUGUGUGAGCAAUGGAUGCAUGUCAACGCUUCAAAUUAGUUUUUGCCAAAGCUCGUGAAAACACUAAAAUUACUUUUUCUAUUACGACCAUUUGAGUUCAACGUAACGCUACAGCUAGGCAGUGCGCUUAUUUAUUUUUCGAUGAGUUAAUAUAGACUGAAUGUGCCUUGGCUCCAAGAACAAGUUAGGCGAUGCUUUGUCCCGUAAUAUAACUCCUCACCGAUGUCGCACUGUUCCUCCUGCCGCUAAACGGAGGACUACGUCAGCCUCAUUCUGAUCCUACUUGGCCAGUUGUGAACGAGUUUCUCUCUCUGGAUGCUUGAUAAAUAUGGACCCCGGUCAUCGAUGUUUUUUUGGGUUUUUUUUAAUCGGUGCAUUUCAUUUCUGUUUUUGUUUCUCAGCAAAACAUUCGCCCCAUGCCAAUGUACAAUAUUGACAUUUGUUUACUCAGGCAUAGAAAAAAAGUAUUCCAUUUAAAAAGGAAUCUUAAAAAGAAAGAACCUUAACUUCAGACCUUGUGUAUUUAGAAAGUAAAUUAUUGUCUUGGUUAAAAAAAAAAAAGCAAGUGAAUUAUUUUUCAGAUUUAAUUUGAUCUUUUAAGUUCAUGCCUUAGGGAAUACUUACUUUUACUCCUCCGAGUUCUAGUUUGAUAUUUUAAAAAAUAUAUAUAUAAAAGUAUUUUUUCCAACCCUGUCCAUAAGACUCCGUUCACCAUGGAUAAAUGUUGCUGCAUUUGAUUUGUUUGUAAAAUAUUUUUGACACCUGAUGUACUGGAAACGCUAAAGAAUUGGACAUGUACAUUUUUCAAGAAUAAAGACUAGGCAUACACUGGUAUCUAUCUGCACAGGGUACUUUAUUUCAUAGCGUUCCUUGGGGAAAAAUAAUUUUGAUACAAAUCAUAAUAAAAAGUGUACCUUUGUAUUUUUAUGACAAUACUGAUGAUACCUUUCGUCACACUCAACCAAUUUUGGAUGAUUUGACACCAAUCACGUUAUACGGGGAGGGUUCUGGCCACUAACAUGUGUGUUGUUCUAGAAUAUUCAUCUCAGGGUGCAAAUGGUGUGAAAGAACAAGCCUCAUUUAGUUUGUAUAUGAUUACCACACUUGGGAAAUGUUUGGGGCGUGCUCGCCGGCCACACAGGAGGACGCGGGCGGCGGGCUGCACGUUCUUCCUGCAGCCCGCUGCCCGGCUCCUCCUGGAGUGGACGAGGGAAGGAGCUCGAGAUGUUAAAUCACAACGUCCCCUGGGGAAAUACUUUAGUUUUACAGAUGACAAAAAAAGCAGCUAUUACAUACAAAGUGAGAAAUUGAAAAGGCAAGCGGAAUACAUAUGAUUUUGUUCUGGAGCUUCUUCCUGCAAUGGGAAUGAAUGGGUUUUUUUCCAUCUGUUUUAUGGAUUUUUUUUUUUUUUUAAUCUCUUAAUAUUUGGAAAUAAAAGUUCUUCAUGUCUGUUUAUCUUGAGCAUUUUAAAUGGAUAUCGUGAUUGGAUUUACAUUUGAAACUUGUCGAGUAAUGUGUAUGGUUUUUAAAAAUAAAAAAAUGUAUUUAGCCUAA